Molecule: messenger RNA, 1344 nt
Organism: Linnemannia hyalina
Lineage: Eukaryota; Fungi; Mortierellomycota; Mortierellomycetes; Mortierellales; Mortierellaceae
Source: the annotation of a GenBank genome assembly
AUGACUUCAGUCUCGACAUCCCCUCAGUCCGUCCCUGCAGCUCCUCAUGUCAAAGUUGAGCGAAGAGCCACACGCGACUCGUUUCGCACCACCACAAACAUUGUCUCUCCAACCUCGCCCACUCAGAAACCGGUCCCCAACCGGCGCUUUUCAGGUGUCCAAUCCAAGGUAGGAUCCAUGGACGCCAUCAACUACAGACCAAAACCCUCCGAGAAAAAGAUCCAGUCGUUCAAGUCCGACUUCUCACACGUAAAGAGCAAGGUCGACGCCAAAAUGGCCGUACCCACCCCUGAGGCACCUGCCAAUACGGAUGCCCCUACACUUCCCUCUCCCGGAGUUGCAGUUCCUACAACCAAACGACCAACUGUUAUCACCACUGGGUUCUCGCAUACCCCUUCGUCAAGGGCAAGUCAGUCAACCGCCACUACCCACUCCAGUUCGCAGCCGCAACGAGCACUCUCGCCUCCUUCUUCACGUCGCUCUUCCGCCACAAUUACCUCAAUCAGGACAGCGGCCUCGUCGGCCAUUAGCGCUGCCACACAAGCGGCCACGGUAGGCACACCGCGUUCUCCCCCACACUCUCGACGAAGCUCCACAUCUUCGGUGCCCGUGACGAGUUCCCCCAUGUCCCCCACCAGCCCAACUCGCCGACUCUCAAAACAUAUUAUCCCAACCCAAAAGACCUCAUACGAUCAUGUGAAAUCCAAGGUCGGUACCUUCGAGAACGUCAACUAUGCUGCUCGAGGACGACCCAAUAGCCGCGAUUCUAGUGCCGAUGAGGGCAAUGGUCGUUCUCGCUCACCCAGUGCCAUGUCGUCCACAUCCUCAACAAGCGCAGCACCCACCAGUCCCACCAGCAGUACCGGACGACGAUCGUCUUUCAAGAUCCCUGCUUCCAAGAAGGUCGACUAUUCCAAGGUCACCUCCAAGGUUGGUAGUAUGGAAAACAUCAGCCACACACCCCAGGGCGGCAACCUCAAGAUCUUUAACGAGAAGUUGAAUGCCCCCAAGGUGCAGUCCAAGGUCGGCAGUAUGGAGUACAUCAACCAUUCGCCCCAAGGUGGCAAUCUCAAGGUCUUUAGCGAAAAGCUGAGUUUCCGGGAACAGGCGCAGUCAAAGAUUGCCAAGGAGAUCAACAUUGUGCAGUUUUACCAGUCAAGCGAGAUGUCGUUUGAUACAUCGAUCCAAGAGAAAAGAGAGGAGGACAUCGAAGCCAGCGUCAUCUACUCAGAGGCUGACCAGGAGGAUUUUGAGCCACCCAAAAACAUUCUCUCUGUUCUGGAGGAGGUUACUGAGGCAGUAGAGGAACUCGAUCUAGUGGAAUCGCCACAACAGCAACAGUAG